Molecule: messenger RNA, 4959 nt
Organism: Polyodon spathula (Mississippi paddlefish)
Lineage: Eukaryota; Metazoa; Chordata; Actinopteri; Acipenseriformes; Polyodontidae
Product: microprocessor complex subunit DGCR8-like
Exons: 14
Coding region: 498-2885 (795 amino acids)
Biological process (GO): primary miRNA processing
Cellular component (GO): microprocessor complex
Molecular function (GO): double-stranded RNA binding; identical protein binding; heme binding
Source: RefSeq, a predicted model, not a curated record
CUGGUUGGGGGCGGUAUUCCGGCUCUGCUGCUGUUCGAAGAUGGCGACGGAGAGGCAGAGUGAAGAUCGUUUUUGUAGAAAUGUUUAAUUAGAUAGGAAUUUAAUAAAUCACGCUGCUUUGCAAAUUAUCGGUUGGAUCUUUUGACAAAGAAGAUUUGGCAGUAGAAGAUGAACCGUGCCUCGCUAUGGGCUGUGAUUAAGCUGAAUGCAUUGUGAUUUCCAAUAAUUGAGACAGUGAUUCUAACAAGCUGUCUACAUUAAUGAAAAGAACAGUGUCGUCAGCUUAACAUAAUCACCAGUGUCCCAUGACUGAGUAGCAAAUACGUUGUUUUAUUUUUAGUACAGAAUUCAGAGGAAAUGUUUUAACUUCUGCAUGUCAUUGAAUAGUUGUAAAGCUUAAGUCUGUUCAUUUUCAGCGUUAUUUGCAAAGUAAUAUUAAAUCUGACGUUUUUUUUUCACUGCUGUAAAAAGUAACAAGUAGUAUUAAAAUUGAAAAAAUGGAGACGCAUGAAAUUGUACCUCCCCUUCCGCAAGAGCUACCUGAACCCAUGAGCUUGGAGAGCCCUGAUUGCCCCCCGCCGCUCCCGCCAGUUCCGAUGCAGCCUCCACCACCUCCCCUGCAAACGUCCAGUGACGCAGAGGUAAUGGACGUUGGCUCCGGUGGUGAUGGACAGUUAGACUCCCCAGCAGGGGACCGCAAAACGAUUGGCACGGCACCGCUUCACACAAAGGGAUCGGGUUCCUUCAGCAGCCGUCUUACAGAGGAUACAGAAACCAGCGUCGUGAACCCUAGAACCGCUCGGCACGCGCCUCCCGUCUCCAGCUUCUUACCCAAUUUAAAGCUGCUUAAAGAUGUAAAAAUCCGUGUGAGUUUUACAGAGAGCUGUAGAAGCAAGGACAGGAAAGUCCUGUACACAGGACAUGGUCAGGAGGUGGAGGCAGAAGCCCAUCUCGGUCACGAUAGCUUAAACGGUGACUUGCAUGAGAGCGAUCUUUGCAGUGCUAGUGGUUCGGGCUCUCUGGGUGAGUCAAGCUUAAAUCGGGAAAAUAAAUGUGAGAAUGCAGAGGUUGAUCAGGAGACGAAAGUAGAGUUUGCAGUUCUGGAUGAACUGGAGGAUUUCACUGAGAAUUUUAUGGAAACCGACGAUGGCGAGAGAGCGGGCUUCCAGUCGGAGGCGAUCGUUCAGCAUGAGCCUGUGGAUGAGGAGCUCCUCAAUUACUCGUACGAGGACGAUUUCGAUAAUGAUAUUGAUGCCCUGCUGGAGGAGGGGCUCUCAGUUCCUAAAAAAAAGAUGCGGAUGUCUGAGUCUGACAAGUACGGUGGAGGAGAGAGCGACCAUCAGUCAGAGGGGGAGAUGAGUGUGCAGCCAAUGAUGACCAAAAUCAAAACUGUGCUUAAAAGUCGUGGCCGCCCCCCUACGGAGCCCCUUCCUGACGGGUGGAUUAUGACAUUCCAUAACUCUGGCAUUCCCGUGUACCUUCACAGAGAAACACGCGUUGUUACCUGGUCCAGGCCUUACUUCCUGGGAACAGGGAGCAUAAGGAAACAUGAUCCUCCAACCAGUACCAUUCCUUGCCUGCACUACAAAAAAAUUAAGGAACGGGAAGAAAGGGAACAAAAUGGUGAGGUGACGCCAAACGGAGAAACCUCCCCCGUGAAGGCAGGAGUGCUGGACACCUGGGACAGGGCUGAUGAGCCAGACUCCACAGCUCCUGAGGAAUCCGCUGCAGCCGGUCUGGGACCUGCUGCUGGCUCAGCCUCCACCGAACUGCUCUCGGAGGAAAGGGAGGCUCCGGCCAGCGAGGCAGCCCAGGGAGCACUGUGCCAAGUGAAGGCCAAGGUAGAAGUGUGCAAAGACGAAUCCAUAGAUGUUGAAGAAUUUCGGAAGUACCUGGAAAGGCGGUUCGACUUUGAGCAAGUUACCGUGAAGAAGUUUCGAACCUGGGCCGAGAGGCGCCAGUUUAACAGGGAGAUUAAGCGCAAGCAGGCUGAAGCUGAGAGACCCAUCCUGCCAGCCAAUCAGAAACUGAUUACUCUGUCCGUGCAAGACGCUCCAACAAAGAAAGAGUUUGUUAUUAAUCCUAAUGGGAAAUCAGAAGUUUGCAUCCUACAUGAAUAUAUGCAGCGGGUUCUCAAGGUCCGCCCAGUUUAUAACUUUUUUGAAUGUGAAAAUCCCAGUGAACCGUUUGGAGCUUCAGUUAUUAUAGACGGCGUGACGUAUGGAACAGGAACUGCAAGCAGUAAGAAACUCGCCAAGAAUAAAGCUGCUCGAGCUACACUGGAAAUCCUCAUCCCUGACUUUAUAAAGCAGACCUCUGAGGAGAAGCCUAAAGACACAGAUGAACUUGAGUAUUUUAACCAUAUCAGUAUCGAGGACUCGAGGGUGUAUGAACUCGCAAAUAAAGCUGGAUUACUGUCGCCAUAUCAGAUUCUCCAUGAGUGCCUUAAGAGAAACCAUGGGAUGGGUGACACCAGCAUCAAGUUUGAAGUGAUACCUGGUAAAAACCAGAAGAGUGAAUACGUCAUGACUUGUGGCAAGCACACUGUGAAAGGCUGGUGUAAAAAUAAGCGAGUGGGAAAGCAGCUGGCCUCUCAGAAAAUCCUGCAGUUGCUGCACCCCCACGUGAAGAACUGGGGGUCCCUUCUACGCAUGUACGGCAGGGAGAGCAGUAAGAUGCUGAAAAAGGAAAAUUCAGACAAAAGUGUGAUUGAACUUCAGCAGUAUGCCAAAAAGAACAAGCCAAACCUUCACAUCCUGAACAAACUGCAAGAUGAAAUGAAGAAACUGGCAAAGGACCGGGAAGAGACCAGGAAGAAGCCAAAGAUGACGAUAGUGGAAUCGGCACAGCCUGGCAGCGAGCCUCUGUGUACUGUUGAUGUUUAAGAAACUGCGCCCAGGAGAUCAAAGUGGCACAGAAAACAAGUCUUGCAACCAACAACCCUUUACUGCAGAAUGCAAAGUCAACUCCCACCUCUCUAAAGUGUGCACUGUAUGAGAGGGACAUGGCAAUAUUACUCCACUGGUGGGAUGCCUUGAUCUUGAGUACUGUUAAGAAUUACUGGUACAUUGGUUUUUAUGGUGAGUCUUUUUUUUUCCCCACAACGUGCUCGCAGAUGCAAUACAGCUCCAAUGGGAAUGCUUGUUUUUAUAAGGUGCUAGAAAUUACUUGCACCCCCCCCCCCUCCAGCACUCAAAUACAUAUUAAAAAAACCUUUUAAUUAAGUAAUAAAUCAAUAAAUAUGUGUUGACGUCUGCAACAGGAAACGGAUGCAUUUUUAAAAUAUAUAUAGUUUAAACCAAAUGCAGUAGAGAGGGUUUCAUGUUGUAUCUGCAUCUGUCUUAAUGUUUAAUGUUGGCUUCAUUGAAACGUAAUGGGUAUGUUUUAACAUUAGUUUAAGAAUUGGAAACAGUAAGGGAAUGCUUUUUUUUCCAUUUUUAUUUUCUCAAAGAACUGCUGUGUUUUGAUUAGCCUUUGUGGACAUGCAGAAUGGAACAGGAAUCUUGCAGCAUAUUUUUCCUUUAAUUGCUGACCAGUUAAGCUAUUAAGAUUGCACUGGACUGCAAAGUAAACCAGAGCACGAGCGCUUGAGAAUACUUUUCCUGGGGUGUGAAAGGGCCAAGUACAAAUGAUUCAUAUUAUUAUUGUAUUACUAUUAUUUCUGCAUCAAAGGGGUAGGAAAAGCAUGUUUUGUUGAACUAUAAACUAUAUGCAUAUUCAAAGCUUUGAUGGAUUGCUAAAAAAUAAAACGCUACAUAAAUAAUCAUUUAACUUUAAGAAAAAAACACAAAAACAAGUCAAGGUGGCUCAGUUAUCAAAACUAAGGCAGCACGUACUCAAUGGUAAAUCAGGUCAUGUAGGGCUGUAAUGUCAUGACAACUCCUAUUGGCACAAAUAAAACAAUUUUAGGGCGGAUGUAUUUCUCAAAAGCUCUAAGUAGAAUGGCACAUGUUUCCUUAACAAAACUUAUUUCGUUUUCACGAAGGGUUAUUGUCUUCAAACAAGGGGAGUAGAAGCUGAAAGUCCUUGUAGUAACCCUAGGGUUAACAGUGUAAGCCCUUUUCUUAAGAAGGGUGAGGUACAACACAUGUUUGCUGGAGUUAACAACUGAAAUGUUUCUGGUGGAACACCGCCUUUAGCAUGUAUUGAGUUAGAUUACUUGUCUUAAUGGUGUGAGUAUGCCUGUAUUUGUAACUUUUGACAAAAUCUUAACAAUUGCCCUUUUCUGUUCAUCACAAAUCUAGUCAAGUUAUUUUACACAGAAGGUACAUUGUGUGUGUGAGAUGCAGUGAUAACUUUAGGCAAUCGCCUAACAAGAAAAAGGUACCAGCCUUUAGCUCGAUCAAAAAUGUGUACGUCUUUCUUAAGAUUAAAAAGACCCACUACUAUCUCUAUAGAGCAUUAAACAUGCAUUGUGAACCAAAGCUUCAAUAAUAUCGUCUUAUGCAUUUUCUAUAGGAUAGCUUAGUUUGCUGCAUUGAAAAUAAAAUUAAAAAAAACAGGAGAGAAAAAAUGCAAUAACUGCUGGAACAAAAGUCAUUUCAACUGCUGUACACUGUCAUUUUGUGAAGUAUUUCAGUGUGCGCGCGCCUUUUUCUUAAUGUUUACUACGUUUGUGUGUGUGGGGUGUGUUAAAAUGCCAUUGCUCACUGUGGCAUGUAAGCUCAAAGCAUAUGUACAAUAGGGAAUAGAUGGAUGCUUCUUAAGAGUGCUUUUUCAUGCAAUUGUUUGUCUGGAGAGAGAACUGACAUUUUACGCCUUUUGUCUCUCUUGCAAAAUGUGUGUGUUUCGCUGUAGUGUGUGGAGAAAUUGAAGCUUUCUUUUUUAUUACCUGGUACAGUCUGACUUGUAACUUUUGCUAGAGACGCUGCCUAGACGAUGAAGUAUGUCCUGUAAUGUGACUGAAGUGCGCUGACUUUUUCAAUGAAAUUUGUUUAUGCAAAUAAACCUAAGCUCAAU